This is a messenger RNA of Arvicanthis niloticus (Nile rat), 527 nucleotides long. Its product is annotated as seminal vesicle secretory protein 6-like. The record is from RefSeq and is a predicted model, not a curated record. Lineage: Eukaryota; Metazoa; Chordata; Mammalia; Rodentia; Muridae.
GACCCUUCCUGGCAAGAUGAGUCCCACCAGCUUCUUCCUCCUUACAUUGCUUCUCGUUCUGGUGACAGAAGCAGCCUCAAGAAGGCCCCGUGAAAAAUUCUCGCAAUCAGCUGAAGAAUAUUCUAGUGAAAGUUCUGAAGCAAAAAGUCCAAAAAGUGUCAUCCAUGAGGAGGUCUAUGAGGAAAAGAAGUUUAAAGAAAAUGUGGCCAACGGCGAUGAUGGUGACGACAGAAGGAGUCUAUCUGCAGGUGAAAUAGAGCGGUCUUACACACGGAAAAAGGAAAAGCAACGGUUUGCACAAGAAAUGGCUAAAUAAAAUGUCUACAAAGAAACUGAAGACCUGGACAGAAAUGAUGGAGUCACACAGUGUCAAUGAAGCUCCUCAUGUCUGCAGGAUGGAGACUCCUGUGAGGUCCCAGACAUGGUUCAUGGAUUUCAUUUACUUCUCAAACUUGCUUUUGAGAUUCCUAAACCCGAUGUUUAUAAAAAAUAUCUUUUUUUCCAAUAAAAAGACAACAUUUUGCAUC